This is a messenger RNA of Papilio machaon (common yellow swallowtail), 1566 nucleotides long. RefSeq names its product coactosin-like protein. Gene Ontology annotation, molecular function: actin filament binding. NCBI's taxonomy places the organism in Eukaryota, Metazoa, Arthropoda, Insecta, Lepidoptera, Papilionidae. The coding region runs from base 75 to 863 and encodes 262 amino acids. Gene Ontology annotation, biological process: regulation of actin filament polymerization. The transcript is spliced from 5 exons. The record is from RefSeq and is a predicted model, not a curated record. Gene Ontology annotation, cellular component: plasma membrane; actin filament; site of polarized growth.
CGGAAUUGUAAAGUAUUGUUUGAAUCAUGUACAAAGUUUAAUUUAUUCUAAGAUUUCCGUGAAAUUUAACUAAUAUGAAUACGAAUGGCCAGUCUGACCAUGUGGAGGGUAAUUUUCAAACACUCAAAGAUCAUAUAGCAAAAUUGUCCAAUAAUCAAAACAAUAUUUUAACAAAAUUCGAAGUUCUCAAUCAGAAUAUGGAGGAAUUACGAAGUAUCGUAUCUCAGUUUUCCGAGAAAAUUAGCUCACUGGAGGAGAAAUCCACGGAUAAGAGGAAUAUCAAAAGCGAUGUAUGUGUUCUGAAGAAACGUAUAGAUGAACUAUACGCUAUCGUAAAAGAGGGAAAGGAAGACAUUUCUUGUCCCAGUGAUGACGUACAGGAUGUUGAAUCUUGUCAUUCUGAGGUUUCUUCAUCCUCAAAGGUCGCCAUGACAACCGGCCUAGACCGGGAUACGAUACGCGCAGCGUACGAGGACGUGCGCUCCGAUGGCACGCCCACAGAGUGGGCGGUGUUCAAAUUCGAGGGCUCCCGCAUCGUGUGCUCGGCGCGCGGCAGUGAUUUCACCGAGUUCCGCAAACAGUUCGCUGACGAUGAACGCGCCUUCGGAUAUCUCAGGUUGCAAAUGGGUGAUGAGAUGUCGAAGCGGCGCAAGUUCAUGUUCGUGGCGUGGGUGGGGCCUAACGUGUCGGUCAUUAACCGCGCCAAGAUGUCCACCGACAAGGCUAUCGUCAAAGACAUCAUAUCCAAUUUUGCAGUCGAGUUGCAGUUGGAGAGCCAAGCUGAAAUAGACAUCGAUCAAUUCAAGGACGCACUGAACAGGGCGGGCGGCGCAAACUACGGCACCGGAGUCAGGGAUUUAUGAAUUGCACAAUCGAAUAUCGUCUGCGCCUUACCAUUUCAAUAAAACGAUUUUAGACAAUACAAUUUCUUAUUCAUUUCUGAAGAUCGUAUGUUCGUCGACUAAGAAGUUUGCGAUCAACUGAUUUGUUUUAAAGUCAUGAAAUAGCGUAUGUAUUAUAUAAAAACUGUAGUCUCUUCCAAAUUUUUUAGUGUUGCUAUAAUAUUUUUUUACUACAUAUCGGGUGCGACAGCGCCAUUUGCCAGCGUAGAGCAAUAAGUAAUUUGUACGCGCUUUGUUUUUAAGCAUUUUUAUCUAAGUAGUGCUUUUUAUAUUAAUCUUUCAGUCAUAAUAGUUAAUAUAAUUCGAAAGUAAUACCUUUUUACUACGAAGGUUAAUUUAUUUUUUUAACAAUGUAAGGUCGAACAGAAUUUAUUUAUGGAUUAAUUUUAUCACUAAAAUUACAUGUUAAGGCGCUAUAUUCUUUGUUAAUACGAGGUUUUUGCCAAAAAGUUGUAAUGUUGCCAUGUAUAAGGCGCGUUGGGUGCAUUUAUUUUUUGUCUAUUCAGAUUUUGAUGACCAAGUCGGAAUUUUACAUUGUAUUGUAUACAAGGAAAGUUUGGAUUUUAUCUGCUUUUAUAUACAUUGAAUAGUGUUAUUAUCCAACAUAAUUAUCGGUGAACUGACCCAUAAACGCAAAUAACCAAAUUUAUUCGUUCUUUCAUUU